Molecule: messenger RNA, 2269 nt
Organism: Cyphomyrmex costatus
Lineage: Eukaryota; Metazoa; Arthropoda; Insecta; Hymenoptera; Formicidae
Product: coiled-coil domain-containing protein 22 homolog
Exons: 8
Coding region: 84-1829 (581 amino acids)
Biological process (GO): positive regulation of ubiquitin-dependent protein catabolic process
Molecular function (GO): cullin family protein binding
Source: RefSeq, a predicted model, not a curated record
UGAUUAAAUCGAGCCGGACUUCAUAAACACGCGAUAUAACGGGGCGGUAGCGGCGCCUCAAAGUUUUCAUCUUUUUACGUAGGAUGGAGGAAAUCGACAAUAUAAUCAUUCACUCAUUGCGACAAAUAGGCUGUGACAUUGAAGAGAAUGUAACAAAUCUUAGUAGCUUUAACACCGAACUAGUUGUGGAAGCCACUGUAAGAUGCUUAGAAGCAAUAAGGCCAGGUCUAGGUUUGUCUACUGUACUACCUGUAAACAUGGCAGCUCGCUUUCGACUAGGCGCUACUCUUGCACAAACGUGUAUGGAACUUGGAUACAGAGGUGACAUUGGUUACCAGACAUUCCUAUACAACUCAGAAGCAGAUCUGCGAAGAGUAUUUAUGUUUCUCAUUGAAAAACUGCCAAAAGAGAGUGAAAAAACUGUAAACGAAUCCAUCAGUAAAGUCGCUUUAUUAGAGAAAUCGAUAGCAUCUGCGAUAUUCCAAGGACUCUCCGUACCAUGGUUACCACAUUAUUGUCACAAACAGGGAUUCAGGAAUAGAGGAAGAGCAAAUAUCUCUUACAUGUCUGUAAAUAUCGAAGUACCAAUAGCAAAUAUGGAAGAUGAUUAUAAAGACUACUGUAUGCGCUAUUUACAACCAGUGCCUGAACAAAUGCAAGAUAUUUCGUGCUUUUUACCUUCAAUGAUAUCGUAUAAUGCGAAAGCGCUUAAUACUUCUCCAAUGGAUAUUAUGGAACGCAUAAAUUGGCUCAAUAGCCAACAAUCUGAAAAACCUGCUUAUUCUAAUACAUAUAAUAUUGUCAAAGAGUUUAGCAAAUUCUCGUCAGAGAACAAGACACAAACUUCAACAGAAUCUCAGGUAAAACCAGAAUCCACAAUGCAUCCAGUGCUUCCAGAUCAAGAAACAUUAAGAAAUCAGGCGAAACAGGAAGUUGAAACAGAAAAGAUGAAAGCAGAAUGCGAAAGUCUUAGAAUAAAUAUAGAAGAAUUACAAAACGAAAUUAAAAAAAUGACUACCAGGUUAGCACAAGCAACAAUAACUGGUCAGAAUGAAGAGAAAGAACUAAAAAUCAAUGAAGAACAAAAAAAAAUCAAAGCGAAAGCAUAUGAACUUCUUCAAGAUGGACCAGAGAAUGUAAAGAAAUUGGAAUCUGCAAUUGAGGCUAGUACAAGUAAAUUGAUUAAUUUAGCAAAUCAGUGGGAAAAACACAGAGUGCCCUUAAUCAUGAAGUAUAGGCAAGAAAGAGAGAAGCAUUCCACAAAAGCAAAUGCGAGCCAAAAGAAGCUGGACGAGAUAAAAUUGUUGAAAGAGAAGGAAAAAGAACUUCAAGAGGAAUGUCGAAAUAAGGAUCAACAGUAUUCACAAUUGGUCGCAGAAGUUCAGAAACUUCCUAAGGAAGUGAAUAGAUCUGCGUAUACUCAACGAAUUUUAGAAAUAAUAAAUAACGUCAGGAAACAGAGAGAUGAAAUAGGCAAAGUUCUGGCAGAUACUCGUGAAAUUCAGAAGGAAAUCAAUACGCUUACCGGGAGAUUAGAGAGAUCCUUUACUGUCGUAGACGAACUAAUAUUCAGAGAUGCAAGAACAAACGAAGCUUCGCGGAAAGCUUACAAAUUAUUAGCGACGUUGCAUUCGGACUGUAAUGAACUUGUAAGUUUAGUCGAAGAAACAGGUGCAACAAUACGAGAAAUUAGAGAUUUGGAAGAACAGAUCGAUUCUGAGUCUGCGAAAAACGUCGGUGCUAAUUUGGAAAGGAUAACUGCCGAUUUAAAACAGAUGAAACAAGAAUCAGCCGCGUUAACUACACAACUCCAAAAUAAAGUCUCGUGAUUGUUAUGUACAGUGCUGCGUCAUUUUGCGAAUUAUAAUGUUCAGGACCAGACGGGAGUUUAGUACAGAAUAUAAACGAAUACGAUCGAAUACAUUAAAGACCAAACAUUUUUUAGCUACGCAACCAGCAAAAUAUAACGCGAUAUUGCCUGUAAGAGUCUCCAAAAAUCUACUAAGUUAGCUGCUAAAAAAACGUGCCUUGGCCUGGAGUCGUCAGGCAUUAGGCUUCUAUUAGCCUCGGGCCAAGUGUAUAAAAACAUGCUAUGUAUUAACAUCAAUGCUCAAAGAGACACUAUUUGUUAUAAAGCCUAAUAAUUUUUUAGCAUCGAGUUCAAAUUUCGUAUCUCUUGCAACUUAAAGAUCUGACUUGCGACUGUAAAUAAAAUAAUUGCUAAAACGUUACUUUCAAACAAAAACAUGUACAAAAUAUAGAAUGUGUA